Messenger RNA from Morone saxatilis (striped sea-bass), 6303 nucleotides. Its product is annotated as potassium voltage-gated channel subfamily KQT member 4. Gene Ontology annotation, cellular component: membrane. The transcript is spliced from 14 exons. Bases 818 to 2857 code for a protein of 679 amino acids. Gene Ontology annotation, molecular function: voltage-gated potassium channel activity. Gene Ontology annotation, biological process: potassium ion transport; transmembrane transport. NCBI's taxonomy places the organism in Eukaryota, Metazoa, Chordata, Actinopteri, Moronidae. The record is from RefSeq and is a predicted model, not a curated record.
ACUAGAGGCAAGCAUCGACAGGCGUUUAUUUGUCAUUUUCUACCCGAGUUUUUAAGAGUUGCUCGUCUGCGAUUCUUGACAUCACACUGAUGGUCUUUACUUCUGCGCGCUCCACCCCGCCUGCCUGCCGGAGCGGAGGAGCGCUGGACCAGAGAGACGCACAGGGAGGGGAGAGCAGAGCGGGCUGAUGAUGACAGCGGCUGUGGCGAGUCUCACUCCGCCAAUUCAAAACUGUAGAAGCAGCUCAGACACAACUUAAUGAAAAGAACGCCGGUUAUUGUAGUUGGAUAGAGUUGGUUUGUGGAGAGCACAGAUCCACUGCAUGCCCAUCUGCGCUCGCUCGCUUCGUAGUCCUUGUUUAGGGAUCUACAGCUGCUGGUUUCAAGUGUAUUUAUGCGUGAGAGAUCAUUUGUGCAGAGUGAUGGCAGGUCGCUAGCAGUGUCAACGAGGUUGUCAGUGCAUGUCUUGUUACUUCUCUGCACCCCCGCUGAGCAUUUCCCACAUCUUGACUCUUGACAAUGAUCGCUGAAGGUCACGUUUCUGCGCGACGCACUUGUCCCAGUAUUGUGCAUCUUUUCUUUUGCGACCGUGACUUGAUUUACAGAUAACUUUUUAAAAUCUGAACUCAUCCAACCGGCACUGAAACGCAGCAGGGAUGAUAUUUACUCAUGCGUUUUGACCCGUAGACUAGUUUUAGUCCACUUUAAAGCCAAGACAAAACCGCACUAUGACUCGGUCAAAACUUUGCUCUGCGCUCCUGCGGACGAUCCAGUGAGAAGUGUCAGAUCAUAUGUAGUUUAAUCGUGUCUUCCUGAAGAUGUUAGGAAGCCCGUCAAACAACGGCGGCAUCAGAAUGCUGGUGCCCCCGGCUUCGAACGACGACAGGCGGGUAGAGUUUGUGGCUCUCACCGCUGUCCACACGGAGAGAAGCGAGCCGUCCACCCCGGAGCGCGGACACCCGUCUCACCGCACAGGUCUGCUGGGCACCCCGCUGCCCGGGCCGCCGGGACCCCGGGCCAACACGUCCGCCUCGAGCAAACGCUACAGAAAGUUGCAAAACUGUCUGUACAACGUGCUGGAAAGACCAAGAGGAUGCGCAUUCAUCUACCACGCAUUCAUUUUUCUGCUGGUGUUCAGCUGCUUGGUGUUGUCCGUGUUCUCCACCAUCCCUGACCACCAGAAGUUCGCCAACCAAGGCCUCUUCAUCCUGGAGUUUGUGAUGAUUGUGGUGUUUGGGUUGGAGUACUUUAUCAGGAUCUGGGCGGCUGGCUGUUGCUGCAGAUACCGUGGAUGGCAGGGACGGCUGAGAUUUGCCAGGAAGCCCUUUUGUGUCAUAGACUUCAUAGUAUUUGUGGCGUCAUUGGCAGUGAUAGCAGCAGGAACACAGGGCAACAUCUUUGCCACAUCAGCCUUGCGCAGCAUGCGCUUUCUGCAGAUCUUGCGUAUGGUGCGAAUGGACAGACGGGGAGGCACCUGGAAACUACUGGGCUCAGUGGUUUACGCUCACAGCAAGGAGUUGAUUACAGCCUGGUACAUAGGUUUCCUGGUCCUGAUCUUUGCCUCCUUCCUUGUCUACCUGGCAGAGAAAGACAUCAACUCAGACUUCAACACCUAUGCAGACUCCCUCUGGUGGGGGACUAUUACUCUAACCACUAUUGGCUAUGGUGAUAAGACACCUCGUACCUGGCAGGGGCGGCUCCUUGCUGCUGGCUUUGCUCUUCUCGGAGUCUCCUUCUUUGCCCUUCCGGCCGGAAUCCUGGGGUCAGGCUUUGCCUUGAAGGUGCAAGAGCAGCACCGGCAGAAGCACUUUGAGAAGAGGAGGAUGCCUGCUGCCAACCUGAUACAGGCUGCAUGGCGUCUCUACUCUACAGAUGCCAAACACUCAUAUCUAACAGCCACAUGGUACUUCUAUGACAGCAUGUUGCCUUCGUUCAGAGAACUGACGCUACUGUUCAGUCACCUCCAGCGACAGCGUAACACCAAGAAGGUUCUCCACAACUCCUACCACACGCUGCUGUCUGGGCUGCGGCCCUACAGCUCCCCCUACCUGUCGGGGGACAGCAGUAAAAUGGGCUUCCGGGAUCGUAUUAGGAUGAACAAUUCCCGAUCAUCCCAAACCAUUCGGAACAAGGCGUCGCCGCUGCCCAGCGUCCGACGCUCUCCCAGCCAGGAGAAUGACGCAGAGGCCACCAGCCCGGGGAAGGUCCAGAAGAGCUGGAGCUUUAAUGACCGCACACGCUUCCGCACAUCCCUUCGCCUUAAACCACGCCCACCUGCUGAUGUGGAGGGGGUCGGGGAGGACAGUGUGGAAGACAAACCAUAUUGUGACGUGGCCAUGGAGGAGGUAAUCCCAGCAGUGAAGACACUCAUACGGGCUGUCAGGAUCUUAAAGUUCCUCGUGGCCAAGAGGAAGUUUAAGGAGACACUGCGUCCGUAUGAUGUGAAAGACGUCAUAGAGCAGUACUCUGCUGGACACCUGGAUAUGCUGGGCCGUAUCAAGAGCCUGCAGAUGCGGGUGGAUCAGAUAAUUGGACGAGGAGCUGUGCAGCCCGAUAAGAAGACGCGCCCUGAGAAGGGAGAGAAAACGCCACCAGAACUGGACCCACUGGAUGAGCUAAGCAUGAUGGGACGUGUAGUCAAGGUGGAGAAACAGGUUCAGUCUAUAGAGAACAAGCUGGACCUCCUGCUCAGCUUUUACUCCCAGUGCCUAAAGAAAGGCUCAUCCAACUUCACCCUGUCCACCCUCCUGGACCCCGACCUGACAUCUGACUACCACAGCCCUACGGACCAAAGAGACCUCUUCCCCUCUGCCAACACGCUCAACAUCUCCAUGUCUGAGAGCGGCAACUUGGAAUGACAGUGAGCUGAGCAGUCCCAGGGCUGUUCGAACAUAGACACAAACCCUUUACAGUACGUCCUUCUGCGGCUGAGUCCUCACUUCAAGCAGCCCGACCUUAAUCUCUUCUUUUUCCACUUCAUUUCAUAAGUGUCUGGGAUGACUUUUACCCCUCCAUCUCAAAUCUGCUCUCCUCACCUCUUUUUCCUGAAGUGAAUGUGUUCCAAAGCUGAUACAGACAGAGGCCACCAGAUGGCUCCACCUGACAAGGCCAAAGCUGCUCACCGCACACGCCUCUGAACCCACUAGAUGAGGCUGGAGAUGAAGAGAGAGGACACAUGGACGACUGUGACUUGACUACUGAACCACUUUCACUCACUCACCUCAUGCUAUUUAUCUACGCCUACUUUAAAGCUUCACCUGUAGAUAAUCAGACUUUGGAUUUUGAUAGAUCUUUGGAGAAGUCUUUCCCCCAUCAUCAUCAUUUCUUUUCUUCUUUUUUUUCUUGGCUGCUUGAAUCAACUGACUGAGAGUUUGCUGACUCAGUUGACGCAGACAGUGCUGCAAGUGCCAUGCCAGUCAUUUGUCCAGUACCUUAAGAUGGCAUUGCAGUUAUUGAUACUGUAAUGAAUAUAAUGGCUCCUACCUGCAUUUUCGCAUUCACGCCACCAUACGAAUAAAAAAUAAGCAGUAAAGAAGCCGUCGACACAGAAAUAAUCUGCUCCCUCAGACCUGGACGGGCAGACUGGGCCGACAGCCAUCUCGCCAAAGCACCAAACCUCCACGGUACACCUUCCCACCCAAACAAGGGAGUUUUAAAUAUGUAAAUCCUUGCUUUAAAUGCCCAAAAAGAGCUGGGAGAAUGUGUCGGGGGUGACUGAUGUGUACUGUACAUUCACUGUUGUUUGUUUUCAUCUCCAUUCUCUCUCUCAGACUUCCUGUCUUCAACAAGCCCACUUGCAAAAAAACAACAAAAACAACUUAUUCCCUGUUUGGAUGGCAUUCAAGUGAGGAAUGUUCCGACUUAUUUAGGAUUUACUAGAGCCAAAAUGUCCUCUCACCCGUCCAAAAUCCCUUCUUUGCAAUGUUUCAAAGGCUGUCGUAGCUCCUUGAGUAUUUCAGUAACUUAACUUUGUGUCUCUGUCUUGCAGCCCACCCCUCCAGACAUGCAUGAUCCUCAGACCCGUCCUGUAGAUAAAACCUCACUGAUCCCCAGUCAGAAUUCAGACAUUUAUGUCACGUUUUUUGCACCACUCCUCAUCACUCGCGUCUAGCCUCAGGUCAGGCAGUCAGUAAUACUUCACAGCCUUUCUUACAGGAGGAUAGUUCUCACUCUGUUACUACUCUCUCUUGCAGUCAGCAGCUGUGGACAACAAUGUAGAGACUUUUUGGCCAGUUUGAUGCAGUUUUAAACAAUGAACAUUUAAGGCGUCCAGGUCUAACGCAUGAAUUCCAGGCCAUUAUCCUCAUGAAUGCACGUGUCUUAGGAAAUGGUUCCAGCCUUACAGCUACACAACAGACGGACCGUGUGCAGCGUUGAGGCUCCAGUCGCCACCCUUAGCUAUUACUGACUAUGAUCGCCAGCCCACUUUACUCUCUGCUGUCUUUUCUGGUUCUUUCUUGGACAUGUUUGAUGCACAGUAAAUAAAUGCUCUGUGCUUGUGGACAAAACUGGAGAGUGCACAAAUGCACACACAAACACACACAAACACUCACACAUAUACACACACACACACACACACACAAUGAAAGCAACUCCUUUACUUAAAUACUUUGGCACUUGAUAAAUAUAACACAUUUUUGUCCUGUACAAUUUUACCUUUUUGUUUCUAAUUUCUUUACUGUAAUAAUGUUCAUGCACUCGAUUUUGUGUAACCUAUAAUGGCAAAUUUCUAUUUUUUUUUAGAAUGAUUUUGGUUGUUAAAGUGACUGUAGGGUUUAAGUUAAUAUAUUUAAUUCAGUUAGAUACAAUCUUUGAAUAAAUGUAGCAUUUUCUGUCAAGUUGAAUCAUGGAUGACACAACUGUAACUACACACAGCUGAUCAGGUUCACACUCACAACUCGCAGAGCUCAUAUGUAUAUUUUUUUAAUGUCAUCAGAUGAUUGCUGCCAGCUUCAAGAAAAAACAUUCACUCUACUGUAUUUGGCCAGUGAAAACAGUUUGUCUCUCCCUGCAAGUGAUUAAUUUAUUUGGUCCAGUCAAGCCAGUUGACUCAGGUGCUCCACUUUUCCAUUCAAGCCAAGCCUAGACUUCAAACAGUGAAUGUAUUUCAUUGCUCACUCUUUUUAGAUCUAUUAAUGAUCUGAUGCUCUCGCUGCCAUGGGGAAUAAAAUGGCAAAACUAUGCUCGCUGUCGGCAUCAUACAAUCUUUGCAUUCAUUUCAUAGAGAAAUGCUAGGUCGCUUUAUACUUUGUCUACUUAAAGAAGUCUACUUAUUAGAGGCAGUAUUAGACUGAACACGUCAUUGUCACCUGGAAUGUUGCGCUCCAUGAAAAUGUACGUGAGACCACUGUAUUGCAUGUUGUUGUUAGUGGUGGCCCCAGUGUUAGAAGAAAAAAAUAUAUAUCUUAAGGAUGUCUCCUGUAAAGUCUUGAGUCAAGACAUGAAAGGAAAUGACCUGUGCCUUCUAUGUCCUCGUUCUGUAUCUGAUAUGGAUCCGUCUCAAACUUAAAUGCUGCUUUGAAGAGAACACUAUUAGGGGUAUCACAUGCUCUUAAUUUUUUGCAAAACUUUGAUCCAACUAAAGAAACAGCACCAAAAUUGUUCUGAACAUGUAAUUUUAGGAUUUAGGGUGCUGCAACCUUUGAUAUUUUCUGAGAAUAUUACUGUAUGUUUAGCAUAUCAUUGUAAGUCUACCAGGACCUCCUCACAUCAACACACUUACUGUAACACCAGUCAGAUCUGGAGGCUGGAGGCAUGGACAUUCGUGUCGUCACAGGAAACUCUGCAGGCAUGUGUCCUUCCAUAAGCAUGUCACAUAGAGAAAUAUGGCUUCCACACAACUACCUCUGAGGCCACUAGGGGGCGCUAGUCUAGAAAACCGAGUAUGAGAAAAAGUAACCGAUUGUCUAACUGACUGAAUGCUAUGCAUGUCUCAAUCUGCACGUUCUCUUUUCUCUUUUUUUCACUCUUCUUCACGACGCCCGACUAUCCAUCGUUCACUGACUUGCUGCCAUUUGACAUUCCAGCUCGUUGCCCUUUAACUGCUCUCUUAGGUAUUGGAACUGUUGUUAAAAUAAAACACAAACUGAUCAAAGCAAUAAGCAAAAUGCUAAGCCAACAAAGUCUUCCAAUUCCAAUUGAUGUAGCUACUGGUUGAUGAAAUAUGGCGCUCAUUUUAUUUUCUAAUCUAAUGUACACCUCUAUUUGAUCUUUUAAAGAGAUACAAAAAUGUGUAUCUGAUGAGGAUAAAAUUAGCUCACUUGACUAAUUUAUUAAUUUAUUUGUUUCAAUAAAGCUCUUUGGA